CCGGGGACUUGCAGCUCCGGCCUGUCAGUCACUCCCACAUUUGCAUUUCACGGAGGCUGGCAGGAGAGCUGCCCCGUCUCCCGUCCGCCCAGCCCACCACCCUUCCUCUCCGGAGAUGAAAUUGGACUGUCAGCGACCUCACCCUAUACAGGGGCAAACCUGCACUUGGACAUCAGAGAGCGAACCUGAAUGGGAGCCCCGGCCACCCUGGGACUGCCCCGCUCUGGGGGCUGAGUUGGAAGAGAAUAGCAAAAACAGGAAGAAGUUGGAUGCCAUGACCCUCAUUAAAGAAGACAUGUCCAUCUUCGGGCACUGCCCGGCCCAGGACGACUUCUACUUGGUUGUGUGUAACCACUGCAGCCAGGUGGUGAAGCCGCAAGCUUUCCAGAAGCACUGUGAAAGAAGACAUGGGCCCCUCAGCAAGCUUUACGCCCGGGCCCCACCUCCCCCUCCAGCCCCCGCCAGCUCCCAGAAAUGCCAUGUAGUAAAUGGGCAGGGACCAGCUUGUAGGGCCCCAGGUUCCACCAGAACCUCCUCGAGGGAGAAGGGCCAGGGGUCCCGGAGCCGUGGCCACCAGCCUCCGGAGCAGACCCAGAAGGACAACCUCUGCCUUUUCAUGCCUGUGGUGAAUCUGGAGAAGAUGUCCAGUCUCCCGAAGCCCGAUGGACAAGGAAUCAGGGUGGCCCCACCCUCAGCUUUCCUUAGCCAGCCUGGCGGCCCCACCAAGGACUCCCCAGGGAAACCCCCCACAGCACCGCCUCCUAAAGACCCCCUGGGCAGGGAGAGCAGCGGAGCAGCCCCCAGCGAAGGCAGCGCCCCUGAGAAGGAGCCUGCUGGGGCCAGAUUGACCCCGAAAACCCAUCGGAAGAUGGCUCGGAAGGAGUGUGAUCUCAACAGGCAGUGUGGCGUAGUGAAUCCAGAAACCAAAACGAUCUGCACCCGCCUGUUGACCUGCAAGAUCCACUCCGUGCACCAGCGCCGGGAGGUCCAGGGUCGGGCCAAAGACUUCGAUGUACUGGUGGCAGAGCUGAAGGCCAACUCACGCAAAGGGGAGUCUCCCAAGGAGAAGAGCCCAGGGCGCAAGGAGCCUGUUCCCGAGCGCCCCCCCCAGGACACCCCUGUCCCGGCCCAGGUCCUGACCGUGGCAGCUGCUCCCAGCAGCACCUUCCCCGCUCGGGCCCAGCAGACCUACCUACACUGUGCACUGCCCAGGUCCCGGGCCUCCUCUGAGAGUGAGCUGGAUGAUGAAGGCCCCUUUGGGGGCGAUGGGGACCCAGGUCUGUUCCCCUUCCCCCUGCCCCGGGGUGGGGCCCACGCCUCCAGCGAGGAGAGUGAGGAGGAGGGGAUAGCCGACAGCCUCCACCUCCUCCCUGACUGCCAUUAUGCAACCCGGCCCCCUCGGCCACAGGCGUUCUGCACCUUCGGGAGCCGGCUGGUGAGCCCAGGAUGCUACGUGUUUAGCCGCCGGCUGGACCGGUUCUGCUCCGCGCUCAGCUCCAUGCUGGAACGUCACCUCAGCUCACACAUGUGGAAGAAGAUCCCGCCUGCGGCUGAGCCUCCAGCCCACCUUGUCAGCUCCCCUCUGUCUGCCCCCCUGAGCCCAUCCUCCAUGGGCAGCUGUCCCCGCCUUCCAGGGCCACCCUCAAGACCUGCCUGCCCAUCCUCUAUACCCCCCACCAAGGACAGCCUUGUCCCCAGCUACCCUGCAGGUUCUCCCAGUGUGGGAGCCGCCUGCAGUCAGGCGGAGUGCAUGGGCGGAAGCCAGGCCAUCACCUCACCACUGCCUGCCAACACGCCUUCCCCGUCCUUCAGCAAACUCCCACCUUCUAAGGCCAGCAAGUCAUCCAAAGGCAAGGACGGGGCCGAGGCAGAAGCCUCCUCUCGGAAGCGGAAGUUAUCUCCUGGCCCCACCACUUUCAAACGGACCUGCAUUCUGGAGCCCGCUGGAAAGGGCAAACCCUCCGGUUGCCGGGGUCUCUCUGCCAAGACUAAAACAGCCCUGGGCAUGGGGCUCAAUGGGACGGUGGGGCCCAGGGUGAAGCGGGCAGGGCCCCUGGACUGUCAGAGUGCCCCUCACCAGCCUCCCACACCGGUCAAGGCUUCUCAGCUGGAGAACCGGGGAGUGGCUGGACACCCAGCCAAGGGCCUGCUGACCAACUGCCUCUCUGAGGAGGAGGUCGCCAAAAAGCGGAGAAACCUGGCCACUUACUGCCGGCCCGUGAAGGCCAAGCACUGUCAGGCCGGCACCCCUGCCAACGCGGCCUGCUCUGUGCGCCGGAAGAAGCCGGGCCCAGCCCUGGCCUUUGAGGAGAAGUGCUCCACGCUGAAGUCAAAAGCCCAUUAACGAGAAAGUGCCUGCCCACUGCGAUGGAGCCGCCAGCACCUCCUCCCUUCCAGAUCCGGGCCCCAGGCUGCUGCCGCUUUUUAUAACUUUAUAUUAUUUUUUUUAAGAAAAAAGUUCUUUAAAAUACCUCAA
Messenger RNA from Echinops telfairi (small Madagascar hedgehog), 2476 nucleotides. RefSeq names its product ataxin 7 like 2 (gene ATXN7L2). NCBI's taxonomy places the organism in Eukaryota, Metazoa, Chordata, Mammalia, Afrosoricida, Tenrecidae. The transcript is spliced from 11 exons. The coding region runs from base 116 to 2344 and encodes 742 amino acids. The record is from RefSeq and is a predicted model, not a curated record.